AUGGAGGCGGAGACGGGAGGGACGAGGCCCGCGGCGGCGGAGGCGAUGAAGAAGGCGAAGAAGGACGGGGUGGUCAAGGAGGUGAUACGGCUCGAGCGCGAGUCCGUCAUCCCCAUCCUCAAGCCCAAGCUCGUCAUGAAGCUCAGCUACCUCAUCGAGCGUGAGAAUGACCGUGCUGAGUUCAUGAAGCUAUGUAAGAGGGUGGAGUACACAAUCCGUGCUUGGUACCUUCUGCAGUUUGAUGAUCUAAUACAACUGUUUUCUUUAUUCGAUCCUGUUAAUAAUGGCGAGAAGAGUUUGGAGCAGCAGGGCAUGACAUCCAAUGAGCUUGACACUUUAGAACUCAAUUUCUUAACCUACCUUUUUCAGAUUAUGGAAAAGAGCAACUUCAAGUUGUUAUCUGACGAAGAGUAUGAGGUAGCGCAGUCUGGUCAGUAUCUUCUAAACCUCCCGAUCAAGGUUGAUGAAUCCAAGGUAGACAGCAAGUUAUUGACAAGGUACUUUAGGGAGCACCCACAUGACAAUCUACCAGCAUUUGCUAAUAAGUAUAUUAUCUUCCGUCGGGGCAUUGGAAUUGAUCGGACAACUGACUACUUCUUCAUGGAAAAAGUGGAUGUCAUCAUAUCUCGAGUAUGGAGGUCAUUGCUUCGAAUCACAAGCAUAAAGAAUCUAUUAAGAAAAAUGACAAUUCAAGAGCCUACAUUUGAAAGGAUGAUCGUGGUGUAUAGGAGGGCUAGCUCAGAAAGUAAGCCAGAUCGAGGGAUAUUUGUAAAGCACUUCAAGCACAUUCCGAUGGCCGAUAUGGAGUUAGUCCUGCCAGAGAAGAAAAACCCUAGUUUAACACCGAUGGAUUGGGUUACAUUUCUAAUUUCUGCUGUGAUUGGUUUGGUCACUCUAAUAGGUAGUCUAGAAAUGCCAAAGGCUGACAUAUGGGUUGUCACAGCUAUCUUAUCUGGUCUGAUUGGAUACUGUGCGAAGACAUACUUCACAUUCCAAGCAAAUAUGGUUGGAUACCAAAACUUGAUUACAAAGUCAAUGUAUGAUAAGCAGCUUGAUAGUGGAAGAGGAACACUUCUUCACUUGUGUGAUGAUGUGAUCCAGCAAGAAGUUAAGGAGGUUAUCAUUUCUUACUAUAUUUUGAUGGAGCAAGGAAAGGCCACUGUACAGGAUCUUGAUUUACGUUGCGAACAGCUCAUCAAAGAAGAGUUUGGUAUGGAGUGCAAUUUUGAUGUCGUGGAUGCUGUAAAGAAGCUAGAGAAACUCGGUAUUGUUUCUCGGGACUCAAUCGGGAGGAUCCUAUGUGUUCCAUUGAAGCGCGCAAAUGAGAUCAUAGGGACAACUACUGAAGAAAAGGUGAUGCGAGCCCAGCAAGCCCCUGCUGGUUCAUAA
Molecule: messenger RNA, 1389 nt
Organism: Miscanthus lutarioriparius
Lineage: Eukaryota; Viridiplantae; Streptophyta; Magnoliopsida; Poales; Poaceae
Source: the annotation of a GenBank genome assembly